This is a messenger RNA of Lacerta agilis (Sand lizard), 1190 nucleotides long. RefSeq names its product mitochondrial amidoxime reducing component 2-like. Bases 51 to 1049 code for a protein of 332 amino acids. The transcript has 7 exons. The record is from RefSeq and is a predicted model, not a curated record. Gene Ontology annotation, biological process: nitrate metabolic process. Gene Ontology annotation, molecular function: molybdenum ion binding; nitrate reductase activity; pyridoxal phosphate binding. NCBI's taxonomy places the organism in Eukaryota, Metazoa, Chordata, Lepidosauria, Squamata, Lacertidae. Gene Ontology annotation, cellular component: mitochondrial inner membrane.
GCCCCUCCACUGCGCAUCUUCUCUCUCGCGCUGCUGCAGCCGCCACCGCCAUGGCCGGCUCCGCUCUUCAGUCGCUGCCCAAGCCUCGUCCCGGCUGGCUUUUGGCGUCCGGCGCUCUGGCCGUCCUCGUCAUGCUUGGGGCUGCCGCAGCCUGGCGCCGGCGGAGGCGCCUCCGUCCAGGGCGGCGGGAGCUCAAGCCGGUGGGAAGGGUCUCUGGCCUUUUCAUCUACCCGGUCAAGUCCUGCCGCGGGGUGGCCGUGGAGCGGGCGGAGGUGACCGAGCUGGGCCUCCGCAGCGGGGACAUGGGCGACAGGUGUUGGCUUGUAAAAACAGAAGAUGGGCAUACAGUGACCGCUCGUCAGGAGCCUCGGCUAGUACUGAUUUCUGUCACCAGUGAAAAUGGCUGUUUAACUCUGAGAGCUCCAGAAAUGAAGGAUCUUCGUAUUCCUGUCCAACUAUCGGUCAAAAACCCAGUGCAGAAUUGCAGGCUGUUUGGCUUUGAUGUCCAAGGUAGAGACUGUGGAGAAGAAGCAGCUCAGUGGAUCACAACCUUCCUGAAAUCAGAACCAUACCGUUUGGUUCAGUUUGAGCCGAACAUGGUUCCUCGGAAUUCAAAAGAUAUUAUGAAACCUUUCCGACCCACUGAUAAGAUUGCCUAUCCUGACUGCAGCCCGGUUAUGGUGCUUUCUGAAGCAUCUUUAGAAGAAUUAAAUACCCGAUUGGAUAAGAAAGUUAGAAUACACAACUUCAGACCAAACAUUCUGGUCACAGGUUGCAGUUCUCAUGAGGAGGAUACCUGGGAUGAGAUAAUCAUUGGUGAUGCAGAAAUGAAAGGUGCAAUGGGGUGCCCAAGGUGUAUACUUACUACUGUUGAUCCAGACACUGGCAUCAUGGACAGAAAAGAGCCUCUUGAAACCUUGAAAAGUUACCGCCUGUGUGAUCCUUCUGAACGGCAUAUAUACAGAACACACCCUCUCUUUGGAUGGUAUUUCGGAAUUGAUAAAACAGGAACAAUUCAAGUUGGAGAUACUGUGUACAAGGCAAUCUGAUGGUGUAAAUACAUCCAUCACAAAGGGAACUAUUUUGUAUGUUUUUCAUGAAAACUCUGCCAAACAUAAUUGUUUGGGGGCCUUUUUUAAUGAAUCUUUUCUACCUUAUAUGCAACAAUAAUAAAUGUGUGUUAAGACAAA